AUGGCUCGCUCGUCGAGUGUUCUUGCCGGCGGACUUCUUGGUGCUGCCUCUUUGGGAGGCCUAGCCUUCUUGGCGCCCGGGCAGAGCCGUCCUCAGCCGGUGCAGCCAGAGGUUGCUCAUGCGCAGGGAUUCCUGGCAUCCAGCACUGGCACCAGCACCAGCAGCACGGGUGCUGUGCAGGGCAUGGCUGGUGCCUUGGCCGUGGCCGGCUUGAGCGUUGCUGCUGUGCGAGGCGCAUCGGCUGCUUCGCGCCAGCAGGGCAUCAAGCCUCGCGCAGCCAAGAGCGUCGUUGCAUGCAGAUCUUUGGCCAAGCUGAAGAUUGACGGAGUCGACCUGAAGGACAAGCGUGUCUUCAUCCGCGUUGACUUCAACGUGCCUCAGGACAAGAAGGACCCGAACAUCAUCACCAACACGGCCCGAAUCGAUGCCGCUCUGCCCACCAUCAAGUAUGCCCUGGACAACGGUGCCAAGUCUGUGGUGCUCUGCUCGCACUUGGGCCGCCCCAAUGGGCAGAAGGAUGAGAAGUUCAGCAUGAAACCGGUCGCCAAGGUGGUCGAGGAGAAGUUGGGAGUGCCGGUGAAGCUGAUGGAUGAUGUGGUCGGCGAGGAAGUCGAGGCUGCCUGCGCUGACCCUGAGCCGGGCACCGUCAUUCUGCUGGAGAACUCCCGCUUCUAUGUUGAGGAGGAGGGCAAGGGAAAGGAUGCCGAUGGGAACAAG
Molecule: messenger RNA, 717 nt
Organism: Symbiodinium sp. CCMP2456
Lineage: Eukaryota; Dinophyceae; Suessiales; Symbiodiniaceae
Source: the annotation of a GenBank genome assembly